UGUUAUUGAAGAUGGCCGACGAAAAGUGUAAAGAUGGUUUUAUUGAUUUUGACUGGAAAUCUCAUCGUGAGACGUUAGAUGAUGUAUUUUUUACUUAUCAAGAUGUUAUAAAAAGGUUAGGUUGAUUUAAUUUUUACAGCUAACGAGUUUGUGUACUUCAAUUCAAAACCAAUAGCUUGCAUGCAUUUGAAAUAUUUUUAGACAUGGAGCCUGUUCACCCAGGAGCCUGCUGUAUUAUUAAAUAAAGACUGUUUGGUCUGCGCGGGGAACGUAUGAUUUUAAUUCAGCUUUAGUUUCUGUCCAUGCAUUUUCAAUUAUUUCGUGUUAAUUUUGUUUUUAAAAUAAAGGAGGAGCGAACAGUACAAAGAUUUUUGGCAGUUUCUUGAGCGAUAUCAGCAGUACCAGAGAAGAAAAGGAAAUAGUGAACAAGAUGGAAGAGAUAAAAAACAUGGAACUAAGAGUGAGUGCUCUAUGUGCUGAGGGAAUAAAAGUUUACCAAUUUGGCUAAAAAUUAUGUAUUAAGCAAAGUUUGGUAGUGCAGUUGGCAAAUAAAUCUAUUCAUGCCGGAGCUGGAGGUUUCAAAAUAUUUUUUUAUGCCAAGAAAUUUGAAAUUUGAACUUUAUCCAAUAAGGCUGACACACAUAUUUAGUCGACAAUCGGAAAAAAGGGCAUUAUGCACGUUUUGUUUUUCGAUAACCAUUUUAAUCAUUGACAAUGGUUCAAGAUCGUCUGCAUUUCAGUUUUAGGAAGUACAAACUACUUUCAUGAUUCGUAUUUAAUAUUUUAAUAUUAGGCAUAUAUUUUCAAAUAAAUACAGAAAUACGCCGGGCAAUUUAUGCCAACACGCCUGCAUCUUAGCGAUCGGUACACCAUUACGCCAAGACUAGUACAUCUCCACGCCGGAGAUCUCCGAACUUUUGUGCACAGAAUCACAAUCACAUUGCCAUAUUCAAACCACCAUCGAUCAUCAUCAUCAUUAGUUCAUUAGAUCACCAGAUGUCAUCACCAUACAGUCAUCAGACCAUCAUCCUCAUUAGUUUACCACUAGGCCUAAAAAAAGUACCUAGGGUUGGUACACUGCAUGAGCAGCCCGCAACCACCCAGAGAAAAUAGGGUGGCACUGUCAGUCGCAUUGAAAAAAUAAUAGGGUCGGGAGAAAAAAUAAUAGGGUCGGGAAAAAAAUAGGGUCGGUCGGGAAUCGGAACCACUGAGGUAUUUUUUUUUUAGUCCGCACUACCGGCAUUGUCACAACCAGCAGCAUCAUGCUUAUGACCAUCAUCAUCACUGCCACAUUUUAAAACGUUUUGGUCAUUAAAUUCUAGGGAAAGAAUCUUCUGUACUGGAAUUGCCAGAAACAUUUAAUAAAAGAUAUAAGUUUAACAUCUCUCUUGCUACAAAAGAUGCGAGAACAUUAAAGAAGUUACUGAGAAGCAAAGGUACUAUUGAAAACUCAUCAAUGCAUGAUCAAGUAUACAUUUUCAGUGGAAUAGUAUAUGAUUCUCCAAGUCAAGUUUAUCGAUUGCUGUAAAGGUGUUCUGGAUAAAUAAAACAGAAUAUAAAAGAAAGAGGCAGUACAACACAGCUGUAAUGUAAAAAAGGGGAGAGAGCUGCCACUCAAUGGGUUAACUGAAGCCUCAAAUCAAUAUUUGUGGCAACAGUGGCAUGGUGCCUAAAUCGUAGUAAUACUUCAUUUCUAGUUGACUACCGUGGCACACAGAGAGAUGAAUCAAACUCCUUGACAGUCAAUGACUUGUUAGAAUUCAAGACUAUUAUUCUUUACUACUUGGACUUUUGUCAAAAACAAAAAGUAUGUAUUCUAUUAUUGUAUUUUAUGAUUUGGAUUUUGACAGAUGAUAUUUAAUGAAAACCAUUUAUUAAUUAAACAGUACAAAUCAAUGGAAGAAAUGUCAAGUAGAAAAAUCCACACCAGCUGUUCCCUGUAAAAGGUCACUUUUCACAGCCAGUCUGAUUGUAAUCAGCCAAUUAAAUGACAGCAAAUUAAUAACUAGAUACAGUAUGAUUUUCAGUACUGUAGGAUAUUCGUUUUUUUAUUUUUUUGCGGAUUCUGUCAUGUCAUUUAAAAUUCCAAUUAGCGCUUGCAAGACAAUUACAAGAGAAAUUAAUUGACAAUUUGUUUCAUUCAAAUUAUUACCACACAAGCACACAAGUAAUAUUUUAACUUAUAUUCUUUUUAGUUUGCCAAACUCCAGAAACUGAAGUCAGACCAAGCCAGUCUACCUAUCAGUCAGUUUAGAGAUGUCAUAGUACAGCAUGUCACUGAUCACCAAGUUGUAAUUGUAGCUGGUGACACUGGCUGCGGAAAAUCGACACAAGUAUGUUUAAAAUAUAGCUUACACAUGCAUGAUCGAAAAAUUAAUUGUCAACAGUUUUGUGACACAGUUAUUGAGCUAUUGAUUAAAGGUUUCAAAAAUUAUUUGGGGCAUGGGUACCUUCCUCCCAAGUAUUUGCCACUGUCUGCGAUCAAGCGCAAGUGCUAGUGUCCAUCUUCACUAUAUUUCUGAUAUAGAUACCUCAAUAUCUUCUUUCUGCUGGCUUUUCUCAAAUAUCUUGUACACAGCCCAGGCGAAUCGCUUGCAUCUCUCUUGCUAAACGUGUGAGUUAUGAAACCUUGAAUGAAUAUGGCUCAGAUGUUGCUUAUCAGGUACAGUAUUUGCACAUCAUAUUAUUACGCAUUUAAGCACAGGUUGGCCAGGAAUGCCAACACAUCACAUAAGAAAGAUUAUUUAACACCCUAUUAAUGAUCAAAGUCAUAAACUUCACGACCUUUCACCUGCCUUAAACUGAUCAUCAUGUAGACAAUCUUUGAGACAUGAAAGAAUGUAACUUCCAUAUUCCUUGGUGUAAAACUAAUAAGUUUCAAGGUCUUCUAUCAUUGCCUCUGCCAGUUGUUUCACAGUGUGAUUUUUAUCUACGGACAUAUAUCUUAUUGGAAUUGAAUGUAAUAUUCAUCUGUAAAUUCUUAAACAAAUGUAAUUCAGCUUUUGGCUGCAAAUAAAACAGUUUUGUUGUAUAUUGCUUCAAUUUUAGAUUAGAUUUGAAACAAGCAAAACACGACACACAAAAAUAUUGUUUCUCACUGAAGGUAUGCUCCAUUAUUAUAUACAAAUUUUAGUAAUACUAAAAGUAUUGUAAGGUUGUGUUUCAAUUUUCACUGCAACCAACCCAAAUUAUCACAUCCUGAUCAUCCUGUAAAGCAAAGUAGUGAGACCUGGUUGACAUGACUCUGAACCACAAUUUUCUUUUUCUUCCAGGUUUACUGUUACGCCAGUUAUCUUC
Molecule: messenger RNA, 3297 nt
Organism: Paramuricea clavata
Lineage: Eukaryota; Metazoa; Cnidaria; Anthozoa; Malacalcyonacea; Plexauridae
Source: the annotation of a GenBank genome assembly